Rhizophagus irregularis DAOM 181602=DAOM 197198 is the source of this 1455-nucleotide messenger RNA. RefSeq lists its product as uncharacterized. Gene Ontology annotation, molecular function: protein binding. NCBI's taxonomy places the organism in Eukaryota, Fungi, Glomeromycota, Glomeromycetes, Glomerales, Glomeraceae. The record is from RefSeq and is a predicted model, not a curated record.
AUGUCUUCAGGUUCUGAUACUGAAUCUGCUAUUAUUUCAAAUGCAUAUACUCAUUCCAUUAAAACUGAAAGUCAAUUUACCGAUUCCAGAGAUCCAAGUAUUUUAAGUCAAUCUUCUGAUAGUGAUGGUUUUGUACCAAAUGAUAAACUUAAAAAAAUAGAAGAUGCAUUUUUGGGUUAUUAUGAAUGUUUGAUUGGUAACUCUGAAUCAUUAAUUCCAUUUUCUACAGCUAGAAUCGAUUUACAUGGGACAAUGAUAUUAAAUGAAGGAAAACAUUUAGUUUUAACUAAAAUUAAAGAAUCUCCCUAUUUAAAUAAUACUUCAAUUCUUUUCAUUACUGGUAAAGGAAGGAAAAAAAUGGGAGAAUGGACUGGAAAAAUGUUUAAUGGAUUUCCUGAAUGGAUACAAAGUGUUAGACAUUUACUAAGUGAAGAUCCCGUAAAAGGAUUGGGAAGUUAUGAAGUAUUUAUCAAAAAAGAAAUGAAUACUGGAAUUAGUGAAAAAACUUUGAAAAAAUGGGAAGCAGAAUCUAAAAAGAAAAAAGACAUAAAUUAUAAAUUAUCAUUAGCAGGUUUUUAUAUGAAAAGUAAUGAAGUAAAUGAUGGAAAUUAUAAUAAAACUAAUAAAUGUUAUUUAAAAGCUAAAGAUUUAUAUUUAAAAGCUGAAAGUUUAGGUUCAUUUGAAGCAAAAUUAUGUUUAGGAGCUAUAUAUUCUAUUGGUUUAACUAAACCAAAAGAUUAUAAACCGGCCAAAGCUAAAAAAUAUUUCAAAAAGAUAGCAAAAAAAACGAAAGAUGAAAAUAUUGCUAGGAUAGCAAUGAGAAAUGUUGCUACAUUGUUUCAUAAUAAUGAAAUUGAGAAAAAAAAAACAGGAUUAUUGGAAUAUUUUUCCUCUUUAAUAAUUAGUAAUAAACCUAUUAAGCCAUUACAUUUAAAGAAUGCAGAAACAUGGUAUCAAAAAUCUCUUGGUUUAAAGGAUAGUCAAUCUGCGUAUCAACUUGGAUUGCUUUACGAAAAUAAUUUUUAUGAUAGUAUAAAAAAUGAAAUUGAAGAAAAUAAAAAGAAAGCAGAAGAAUUAUUUGAAAAGGCUGUUGAAGGCAAUAAUUUGUAUGCAAAAGCAAAACUAGGAAGAAUCUUAAUUAAUAAUAAAAAAGAUGAAAGUAGAGGGCUUAAACUGUUGAAAGAAGCGGCAGAAAAAUUGGAUAUGGGGCAAACAUACCUUGGCGAAUAUUACGAAAAAGCAGAAGAUUAUGAAAAAGCUGUUAAAUUUUAUUCAAAGGCCGCCAGACAGAGACGUGGAUAUUAUAGUCAUGCCGCACAAUAUCGCCUUAAUAGAUUAAAUGACAAAGAACUCAUUAAUGAAGAUACUAAUAUUGAAGAUAUUUUGGAAUACUAUAGAAAGGAAUGUAAAUAUGGUUAUGUUGAAACUGGAGAAAAUUUUGAAAAAAUUCGUUAG